Messenger RNA from Menidia menidia (Atlantic silverside), 1184 nucleotides. The record is from the annotation of a GenBank genome assembly. Lineage: Eukaryota; Metazoa; Chordata; Actinopteri; Atheriniformes; Atherinopsidae.
CUCAACCGGUGGAAAAUUAAAUUAUAGCGGAUGUGGGAGCAGCUUCAUCUUUUUGUCGAGCACCGUGGAGUUGGUUUUUCCUGCGCCGGCGUCGUUUUUCUCGGCCGUGAACGAUGCCUCUGGGUCUGAAGCCGUGCUGCGCGGUCUGCAAGACGAACUCUUCGUCCAUGUGGAAGAAGGGGAACCAGGGAGAGAUCCUGUGCCACCACUGCACCGGGAAGGGCGGCUGCGGGGGGGCGUCGGGACCCUCCCUGGCCGCCAGCACUACGGCCAGCAAUGGCGGGGGAAAGCAGUCCAAGCAGGAGAUCCACAGGAGGUCUGCAAGGCUGAGAAGCACCAAGUACAAAGCUCCCGCCUCAGAGAAGAAAGUGUCGACAAAAGGAAAGGGAAGAAGGCAUAUAUUUAAACUGAAAAACCCCAUCAAAGCACCUGAGUCCGUAGCAACAAUCAUUACAUCAGAAUCAGUAUUUUAUAAGGGCGUCUACUACCAGACGGGCGACGUGAUCAAGGUGACGGACGAGGAGGACGGGAAGUCCUACUACGCCCAGAUCCGAGGGUUUGUCCAGGACCAGUACUGUGAGAAGAGUGCCGCGCUCACCUGGCUGAUUCCCACCCAGGCCAGCCCCAAGGACCACUUCGAUCCCGGGACCUACAUAGUCGGUCCGGAGGAGGAUCUGCCCAGAAAGAUGGAGUUCCUGGAAUUCGUGUGCCACGCCCCCUCCGAGUAUUUCAAAUCGCGGAGCUCGCCGUUUCCCACCAUCCCCAUCCGGCCAGAGAAAGGCUACCUCUGGACCCACAUAGGACCCACCGCGGCGCUGCCCGUCAGAGAGUCUGUGGGCAGCGGCAGCUAACAGGAAUACGAUUAUGGACCUUUUCUGUCUGAAAACAGGCGGAUGUACAUUAUGUAAUAUAACCCACUGUAGCCACUAUUUCAGUUAAAAGAGGAGAUGUGACUUCACACCGGAGGAACCAGACGUUACUGCUCUUCUCUCAUUGCUUCUACAGCUGUAUCAGUGCAAUAAAACUUUUGUAUUUGAUAAUAAAUGAAAAGUUGAGAACAAACUUCCGUCCUCUUGUUAGAAAACGCGCAGAAAUAUGAGAGGAAAAGACGCACAAAUGUCCGAUCUAAAUCUUGUUUUCUGUAAAUAUAAACUAAUAGUUGGUGAAAAACAUCACAGAAUGUC